Caenorhabditis sp. 36 PRJEB53466 is the source of this 985-nucleotide messenger RNA. The record is from the annotation of a GenBank genome assembly. Lineage: Eukaryota; Metazoa; Nematoda; Chromadorea; Rhabditida; Rhabditidae.
AUGACUUCGAAUGGACUCGUCCAACUUCCAGGUACCUCCUCUGAGACCCUCCUGAUAGACCCAAUCGAUGAUCAUUUCAGUGGGAAGUUGUGUGGAGAAGUGGGCGAUUCAGAAGAAGCUUGGCGAGGGAUCGUUCGGCGCCGUGUACCUGGUGAAGGAGAAGGAGAAGGGCGGGCCGGAGUACGCGCUGAAAGUCGAGGCGGAGGCGGAUCCGCUCGGACUCCUUCGCAUGGAAGUCACCGUUCUGAUGGAGGUGCAGAAGCUCAAGGCGCAAGGACGGCACUUUCUGGAGCUCGUCGACCGGGGAAGUGUGAAGGGAAAGUUCAAUUUCCUUGUGAUGACGCUGGUCGGGAAGAGUCUGCAGGCGCUGCGGGAGACUGCCAAGUACGGAAAGUUCACGUUCGGCACGGCCAUUUCGGUGGGCAGACAGUGUCUGGAGGCGAUCGAGGAUCUGCACGCGAUCGGCUUUCUGCACAGGGACAUCAAGCCGGGCAACUUCACAAUCGGACGCAAGGAGCGGAAGGAGCUCGACAAGGUCUACAUGCUGGACUUUGGGAUGGCGCGAAAGUACGCGCACGAGGACGGAACGCUGCGGAAGCCGCGAGCCCGCGCCGGCUUCCGCGGGACCGUCAAGUACGCGCCGAUCGCCACUCACACGCAGCGGGAGCAGUGCCGGAAGGACGACAUCGAGAGCUGGCUGUACAUGAUGAUCGAGUGGACCGUCGGACACCUUCCCUGGAAGAACGUCGCCGAGUCGAACGACGUCGGCGCCGCGAAGAAGGAGGCGAAGGCGACGAAGACGACGUUGUUCGGCGGGUGUCCCAAAGAGUUCUCGGAGAUAUUUCCGAUUCUCGACAAGGGAAAGUUCUACGACAAUCCGGACUACGCGAGCAUCUACGAGCUGCUCGGCAAGGCGAUGGUGAACACGAACUCGGACGAGUUUCCGUACGAUUGGGAAAAGUUGAACUUCUUCUAUCAACAGUAA